AUGCACCCCGGGUCCCCUGCAGGCCCUGGGGUCUCUGAGCCUGGGCCCCGAGAGCUGUGUGCUUUUGUGAGCGGGGCUUCGGCACACAUGCUGCGGGCCCUGCAGCCCAGGCGUACCCGGCCCCCCAAGCGCAGGCCCAACCACCGGAGGUUUCUUCACAAUCAGAUCUGCAGGCAGUUUGCCAAGAUUGAAGCCGCCACCCAGCACCUGGCCCUGUCCAUUCUGUCUCAAAAGUCACCUGCCCAGAGACCACCACCCCGAAGGCCACCUCCUCCACCUCCAUCCCCCUUCCUGGGGGUGGCAUGUGCUGAGCCCCCCACAGAAGUGCCCCACAACAGCCCCAGCCUGAGCCUAGCUGCCCUGGACACCUCAACUGUUGACCUCUUUGAGGACAUUCUGCUUGCUCCUACAUGCCCCCUGGUGACCCCUGACCUCUUCUGCCAGACUUGCUCAGCUGUUACCCCCCAGGUGCCAUCUGACAUCAUCUCUCAUACUGUGGGCCCAGGAGACCAGACACAGCCAACCCCAAUAGAGGCUCCAAGUUUCUCCGAUCCUCUGCUCCCUCCCCAGAAUGCCCUUGGGGGACGCCUGGAGCCUGCAGCUCUAGGCUGGGGUUGGGUGGACAGUUGGGAGGCACCUUGCACUUGGGAUGCUCAGGGAAUCCUGGACAACUGGGGAACACUUUGA
Messenger RNA from Acomys russatus (golden spiny mouse), 687 nucleotides. RefSeq names its product chromosome 19 C19orf85 homolog (gene C19H19orf85). The record is from RefSeq and is a predicted model, not a curated record. Bases 1 to 687 code for a protein of 228 amino acids. The transcript has 2 exons. NCBI's taxonomy places the organism in Eukaryota, Metazoa, Chordata, Mammalia, Rodentia, Muridae.